Molecule: messenger RNA, 540 nt
Organism: Chenopodium quinoa (quinoa)
Lineage: Eukaryota; Viridiplantae; Streptophyta; Magnoliopsida; Caryophyllales; Amaranthaceae
Product: glutamic acid-rich protein-like
Exons: 4
Coding region: 1-540 (179 amino acids)
Source: RefSeq, a predicted model, not a curated record
AUGAUAAAAGUGGAUGUCUUGGAUAAUCAAGUGGAGCAGCAUUCUGUUUCAGUGAAUAAAGUAGAAGAAUCUCUUGUUGUGCCCAUGCAAGAGGAAGAAGAGGAGCAUAAUUUGGAAGAAGAAGAGGAGCAAGUAACGGAGAAAGAAGAAGAGGAAGAGGUGAAACAGGACGAUAAUGAUGAUGAGGAUGAUGGUGAAGCUGAUGAAUAUGGUUUUAAGGAGGAAGUAAAUGAGAAUGGAGGGCAUCAGUCUUUUAGUUCUGGUAGUGGAAAUUACUUUAGUAGUGAUGAAGAAAUUUAUGAUUCUGAGUCUUCGAUUGAUUCAGAUGCUUAUCGUCGUUCUCCUAGAAAUUUCGAUGAGAAUAACAAAAAUCAGUUUAUUCCUAAUGGGUUUGAAGAAUUGUUAAAUGAUGGAAAUUUAGGAGUUGAAUUAACAACAACAAGUAAGAAAGUCCAAGGUUCAGAAUACAGCAAGGGUUCUUCUAAUUCUGGUAAGAGGCGAGGACGCAAAGCUGCAAUCGAAGGGAAUAAAAAAAAAUGA